Molecule: messenger RNA, 1516 nt
Organism: Colletotrichum godetiae
Lineage: Eukaryota; Fungi; Ascomycota; Sordariomycetes; Glomerellales; Glomerellaceae
Exons: 2
Coding region: 202-1293 (363 amino acids)
Source: RefSeq, a predicted model, not a curated record
CUCCAAUCUCCACCUCAUCACCACACAACAUCGCCGACUCCGUCACCUCCCAAGCCCUCUUUUUACGUCUGAUCGACAUCCCCGUGCCCACAGACUCGACCGACUUGUCCACUGCCCAGCCAUCUGAUUCGUGGCCCUCGUCCGUCUCUUCAGGAACCGCCCCAAAGGAUCCUCCCCUAGUCGACGAUUUCAAAUUCCAGAAUGGACCCCAAGUCCCCCCCAGAGGGCCUAGUUGGUGACGAAGAAAUAAGCUUCAAGUCCCCCCCCUUCCAUGAUCCGUCAUGUCUCGAUGAGGUCAACUUGGCCGCCAGCGCAAGCCGCAUCUCACCCAUACGAGUCUCGAGCCAAUUCUCCAACGUACCGCCAAACCAAACUCCGUCGGCCACCCAUCCUCUUGCUGUCCGAGUGCCCUCCUUGGGUCACCCUCCCGUUGAGUCUUCGUCCCAGGUUUCUCGUCCAAGCGCCCUUCCUACUGGUUCGGCCCUACCCUCCCUGACGAGCCAUGGAAGGUACUUGCGACUUUCGCCUUGGCCCAGCGGCGAAAGAGCGAGCCUGUCGAGCCACUCCCCAAGUGUCUUUUUGACCGACCUACCAUCGAGCACCAAAGGUCUGGGAUGUGCAUUGAGUCGCACAAUCUCCUUGCUGCCGAAAGCCGGGGGGUUCUUUCGCGAUGUACUGUCCUCCUGCUUACACCCACCACAUUCCCGGCUCGCGGUUAGUUGGGGGAAGGGGGGGGGAGGGUACGGUCCUGUGGGCGGCCGCGAGAAACUGUGUGCGCGUCUUCAGCGCACGCGUCUAGCAAUCUGGGGAUGCCUUCAAGUUCGUGAGAUAACGAGAGGAACUCGAACUGCUGGCGGCUGCGUGCACGUUUGCGCGCCCGCCCGCCCAUGCAAACAGACGAAUUAUCACCUCGAGCGAACCGCUAUCAUCCCAUGGUUUCGACGACGGCACCAUCGUGCGACCUGGUCGUUGAGUCGCACACGUCCCAAGUCCCCAAAAAAAAAAAAAAAUCCUCAUUGGAAAAAGUUGUUACCCCACAGGCUAACCAGUCUUGUCUGGUCCGGUGCAAGUCAACCCUUCGACCAUCCCAUCUCGUCGACGCGCGCGCCGCCCGCCUGGUCCAACAGCCGCCGCAUUGCCGAACCUGAACCUCAACCGUGGCACCGCCGUCAUUUUCAUCUCGGACAUAUCCCUUCGGAGUCGUAUUCCUUCUGUUCCUGCAUCUGGCAUUGGCAUCUGCCUGUGGGACCUGCCAGAUUUGACCGUAUCGACAUCGAGGCGAAGGCCGACUGACACGCUUGUUCUGGCGUUUGGGACGCAAAUCCCCCUGCUGCGGACGUCUUCAUCUUGGGUCAGCCGGGAUGAUUUGCCUCCUGGGACCACUGCAGUUCCCUUCCGAAUCGAUCCCGAAGCUUUUGACCAGGUCCUCGAACGUGGAAGCAGGCCCUCACUGCCACAGGUGACGGCAAAUGGGAUCAGGGCUAAAAAAGAAAGGGUCUUUUUUUUUCUUCCUUUC